Messenger RNA from Funneliformis mosseae, 611 nucleotides. The record is from the annotation of a GenBank genome assembly. NCBI's taxonomy places the organism in Eukaryota, Fungi, Glomeromycota, Glomeromycetes, Glomerales, Glomeraceae.
AACGUUAUGAUGCCACAAGCAUAAUCAAAGAUGACAUGUUGUAUGUUCUUGGAGGACAGGAUCAGAAUGAUAAACCCAUAUCCGAAAUAUUAUCUCUCAAUAUUACCACUUCACUAAACGUAGAUUCACCACCAUGGUCACGGUCAUUGAAAGCUCCACCAUUGGCAUUUGAAUAUAGCGGAGCAUUCCAUGGCGGUGUUAAUAAUGAUUCGAUAUAUGUUAUUUGUGGUCAGAUGAAUGACCCGGCUAGUGGUGCUAAUAUAAAUAACGAACAAACGCUAUUGGAAUACGAUACUCAAAAAGAUGUGUGGACAAGAACGGCAAUGGCAAGCGCUCCUCAAUUGAAUGGGAGAGUUAAAUUUGCUCUUUUAAGUGAUAAUAAGGGAAUGGUUUAUCUUCAUGGUGGUUAUAAUUAUUAUAAUUACACUUACCUUGGUGAUACGUAUUCAUUUGUUAUAUCUUCAAUCACCUGGACUCCGUUACCGUCACCUCAAACUCCAAUAAUUGCAGCUGACUUUGCUUCGGUAUUGUUAAAUGAUGGACAAUUGGUUAUCAUUGGAGGAUAUGGGCAGCCCGAAAAUGGUACACCCGUUCAUAGACCUAUUAGUCAG